Molecule: messenger RNA, 2964 nt
Organism: Myotis myotis
Lineage: Eukaryota; Metazoa; Chordata; Mammalia; Chiroptera; Vespertilionidae
Gene: COP1
Product: COP1 E3 ubiquitin ligase
Exons: 17
Coding region: 251-2113 (620 amino acids)
Biological process (GO): proteasome-mediated ubiquitin-dependent protein catabolic process
Molecular function (GO): ubiquitin protein ligase activity; protein binding
Source: RefSeq, a predicted model, not a curated record
CGCCGGGGUUGGCUGCGGCGGCGGCGGCCUGGAGGGCGGUAGUGGUUUUCACUCUGCGCGAUUAGUUUCCUCCGCCCCCUCCCGUUGGACGCUGUUGUGUGGUCGCCUUAAAAAAAUCAACUUUAUUGUUCAUCGGCCCCACCUCCCGCCGCGAAGCGCAUCCUCAGGAUGCACUGAGGCGGAGGGUAGGGGCGGCGGCGGGUCGCGGUCCCUCUCCUCCGAGAGCCCGGCCGGAGGGGAGGGAGUCACGAUGUCCGGGAGCCGCCAGGCCGGGUCGGGCUCCGCUGGGACCAGCCCUGGCUCCUCGGCGGCCUCCUCGGUGACUUCCGCCUCCUCGUCCUUAUCCUCUUCCCCGUCGCCCCCUUCCGUGGCGGCUUCGGCAGCGGCGCUGGGGUCCGGAGGUGCAGCCCAGGCCGCGGGCUCCGGCGGCCUCGGGGGCCCGGGGCGGCCUGUGUUGGUGGCGGCCGCCGUGUCCGGCAGCGGCGGCGGCGGCGGCGGGGUGGUGUCCGCGGGCCUGUCCCGACUCAGCUGCCCGGCCCGGCCCAGCGCCGGCGGAGGAGGCGGCAGCUCCAGCCUCGGCAGCGGCAGCAGAAAGCGACCUCUGCUCGCCCCCCUCUGCAACGGGCUCAUCAACUCUUACGAGGACAAAAGCAACGACUUUGUCUGCCCUAUCUGCUUUGAUAUGAUCGAGGAAGCAUACAUGACGAAAUGUGGCCACAGCUUUUGCUACAAGUGUAUUCAUCAGAGUUUGGAGGACAAUAAUAGAUGUCCCAAGUGUAACUAUGUUGUGGAUAAUAUUGACCAUCUGUAUCCUAAUUUCUUAGUGAAUGAGCUCAUUCUCAAACAGAAGCAAAGGUUUGAGGAAAAGAGGUUCAAAUUGGACCACUCAGUGAGUAGCACCAAUGGCCACAGGUGGCAAAUCUUUCAAGAUUUACUGGGAACUGACCAAGAUAACCUUGAUUUGGCCAACGUCAACCUCAUGUUGGAAUUACUAGUGCAGAAGAAGAAACAACUGGAAGCAGAAUCACAUGCAGCCCAACUACAGAUCCUUAUGGAAUUCCUCAAGGUUGCAAGAAGAAAUAAGAGAGAGCAACUGGAACAGAUCCAGAAGGAGCUGAGUGUUUUGGAAGAGGAUAUUAAAAGAGUGGAAGAAAUGAGUGGCUUAUACUCUCCUGUCAGUGAGGAUAGCACAGUGCCUCAAUUUGAAGCUCCUUCACCAUCACACAGUAGUAUUAUUGAUUCCACAGAAUACAGCCAACCUCCAGGUUUCAGUGGCAGUUCUCAGACAAAGAAACAGCCUUGGUAUAACAGCACUUUAGCUUCAAGACGAAAACGACUCACUGCUCAUUUUGAAGACUUAGAGCAAUGUUACUUUUCUACAAGGAUGUCUCGUAUCUCAGAUGACAGUCGAACAGCAAGCCAGUUGGAUGAAUUUCAGGAAUGUUUGUCCAAGUUUACUCGAUAUAAUUCAGUACGACCUUUGGCUACUCUGUCAUAUGCUAGUGAUCUCUAUAAUGGUUCCAGCAUAGUCUCUAGUAUUGAAUUUGACCGGGAUUGUGACUAUUUUGCAAUUGCUGGGGUUACAAAGAAGAUUAAAGUCUAUGAAUAUGGCACAGUCAUUCAGGAUGCGGUAGAUAUUCAUUACCCUGAAAAUGAAAUGACCUGCAAUUCCAAAAUCAGCUGUAUCAGUUGGAGUAGUUACCAUAAGAACCUGUUAGCAAGCAGUGAUUAUGAAGGCACCGUCAUCCUGUGGGAUGGAUUUACAGGACAGAGGUCAAAGGUCUAUCAGGAGCAUGAGAAGAGGUGUUGGAGUGUUGACUUUAAUUUGAUGGAUCCUAAACUCUUGGCUUCAGGUUCUGAUGAUGCAAAAGUGAAGCUGUGGUCUACCAACCUAGACAAUUCAGUGGCAAGCAUUGAGGCAAAGGCUAAUGUGUGCUGUGUUAAAUUUAGCCCCUCUUCUAGAUACCAUUUAGCUUUCGGCUGUGCAGAUCACUGUGUCCACUACUAUGAUCUUCGUAACACUAAACAGCCAAUUAUGGUAUUCAAAGGACACCGAAAAGCUGUUUCUUAUGCAAAGUUUGUGAGUGGUGAGGAAAUUGUCUCUGCCUUCUAAUCUCUCAGGAGAUUAUUAAUGCCACGGAUUUCUGCUUGGUAUUUCUCACCACAUCUACCUUCAUGCCGGUUGCCCUCGAUAAGAAUUUGGCAAUUUGAAUUGAGUUACAAAGAAGGGAACAAAAGAAAGUAGGAACUGAGCUUUAGAAGGGCAAGUAGUAUAGGUCAUUGGUUCACAAAUAUGAAUUAAGUAGUUACUAGUCAAAAAGUAUCCUACUCCCACUUUUCUAGUACUACCUAAAGAAAAGAUUGGUCCAGAUCUUUGACCAAUCUAAAUAUAGAGUUAACAAAAUUAAAAACACAGGAUGGGUUGAUAUUGUAAAUCAAGAUGACCUUUCUCUUGCACAUUUUGGAGUUUAGAAGUAUUUAGAAUAAAUUUAUUCACAAGUAUAUUUAGAAGUAUUGAAAAGUAGAAUUAAAAUACACACAUUGUUGCAACCUCUGAAUUGUUGGCCAGUUUAAAAAUGUGUGUGUAUACAUACAUAUAUAUAUAUACACACACACACACACACACACACACACACACACACACAUAAAGGGAUAUUCACUGCAACACUAUUGAACAAAAAACAAAUUUAAGACAACAUCAGUAGCGAAGAAUAGAUGUUAUGUUGGAAAAUGAUGAAAAGCAAUAGAGAAGUAUUUCAAGAGUUUGAUGGCAUUUGGCCUCUGAAAUAAAGAUUCAGUCUUGACUCUACUGUUUACUAACCGUGGUACCUUGAAAAUGUCCUCAACCUCCUGAAUCUCAGUUUGUUCAUCUCUAAAUAAUAGAGUAUUAAUCUUUAAAUAAAAUAAUGUAUGUAAAAUACUUACCAUGGUGGUCUAGUCUAUGAAUGUUAGAGUAAAUAAAAA